AUGGAGCGUUACAACAAAUAUAAAAGGUCUAAGAAUGAAUUUAUUCUCGAGGACUUUGAUUUCAUGCUCACUCUAGGAUGUGGCUCAUUCGGGAGAGUUUUUUUAGCGCUACCUAAAAAUAAACUGUUUGUUGAUAAAGCAUGUGCCAUUAAGCGGUUUAAAAAGGCACCUUUGGUAGAGCAAAAGCAAGUCAUCCACAUUAUGAAUGAAAAGAGACUACUAAAAUAUGUGGACCAUCCUUUCAUUGUGAAGAUGUUCGGUACCUUUAAAGAUCCGUACUAUCUGUAUAUUUGCACAGAAUAUGUUGAUGGCGGUGAAUUUUUUAACUACUUGAGGAGGAGGAGGAAGUUGGAUAAUGAGGAGGCCAAGUUUUAUGCAGCACAGGUGACACUAAUAUUUGAAUACUUGCAUAGCCUCAACAUUGUUUACCGGGAUCUUAAGCCUGAAAAUUUGGUCUUCGGAGAUGAUGGCUAUUUGAAAAUGGUUGAUUUUGGAUUUGCAAAAAUUGUAGAAUUUAGAACAUACACUCUGUGCGGUACGCCCGAUUACAUUUGUCCUGAGAUAUUAUUAAAUAAAGGCCAUGGAAAACCAGUAGAUUGGUGGACUUUGGGUAUUUUGGUGUAUGAAAUGUUGGUUGGCUACCCACCUUUUUACAGCGAUAAUCCCAUUGGCAUUUACAGGAAUAUUAUAGCGGGUCAUAUCCGCUUUCCGCAGAAUAUGGAUAAAGCUGCAAUAAACUUCAUAAAUAGUUUGGUUACGAGCGAUUUGGGCAAGAGAUUAGGUUGUUUAAAGAAUGGGCCAGAUGAUGUGAAGCAGAUGGAAUGGCUCCAUAAUAUUAACUUUAAUGAGUUGUUAAAGAAAGAAGUUAACCCCCCUUAUGUUCCACAUGUGAGGGAUAUUAUGGAAACGGAGGGGAUUGACCUCGAACCAGAUUCGCCCAAAAGGCCCGAACCUGUAAUCGGGCGUGAUGAUCCCUUCCAUGACUGGUGA
Molecule: messenger RNA, 990 nt
Organism: Babesia microti strain RI
Lineage: Eukaryota; Apicomplexa; Aconoidasida; Piroplasmida; Babesiidae
Product: protein kinase A
Exons: 4
Coding region: 1-990 (329 amino acids)
Biological process (GO): peptidyl-serine phosphorylation; signal transduction
Cellular component (GO): cAMP-dependent protein kinase complex
Molecular function (GO): ATP binding; cAMP-dependent protein kinase activity
Source: RefSeq, a predicted model, not a curated record